Molecule: messenger RNA, 336 nt
Organism: Prorocentrum cordatum
Lineage: Eukaryota; Dinophyceae; Prorocentrales; Prorocentraceae
Source: the annotation of a GenBank genome assembly
AGCUGUGCCGCCGUCGUCAGCUUCCACCACCUCCACGCCACUCUUGAGCCACGGGGGCUGCCCGAUGAAACCGCCCUGCCGGUGCGCGACGAGGUGGGCAGCCCACCUGGCAGCUCGACCAGUUGCUGGCGGGGCGCGGCGGUGCAGCGCCGCCACCGCGCCCGCGUCGCCCUCCGAGCCCGCGGCCGCGGGCGGCCUGGACGCGGAGCGCCUGGCCUUGAGACUGCGGCUCGGGAGCGGCUGGCGGGAGCAGGUCGGCCGCGCCGCAGGCGACGUGCGGGCCGUGCUCUCGUUGCUGGUGGACCGGGGGCGCCUGGAGCCGAACCCGGGGCAGGC